This is a messenger RNA of Verruconis gallopava, 630 nucleotides long. RefSeq lists its product as uncharacterized. NCBI's taxonomy places the organism in Eukaryota, Fungi, Ascomycota, Dothideomycetes, Venturiales, Sympoventuriaceae. Gene Ontology annotation, cellular component: spindle microtubule; DASH complex; mitotic spindle pole body. The record is from RefSeq and is a predicted model, not a curated record. The coding region runs from base 45 to 446 and encodes 133 amino acids. The transcript has 2 exons.
CGCAUCUUCAAGAGCCAAGACCCAGCUCGCAAUCCACGGGAAUAAUGUCAACACCUCUCGGCGCCUCAGAAUCCGCACCAAAUGGUGCGGCACCCUUUCAACACACCUAUUUCCACACUCAGCGCGCCCACCUCGUCAACGAAAUCGCCGCGGCACUGGACUCAACACUGACGCACCUCAACCGUCUGAACCGCUCCCUCGAGUCGGUGAUCAGCAUCGGCAACGAGUUCAGCAAUGUGGAAGCGCUGUGGUCGCAGUUUGAGGGCGUGAUGGGAAGCAAUAAUAACGGCAGCAGCAGCAAUUCUGGCGCCGCGGAGAAGGUUAGCCCUGCGGAUGCGGAGCAACAGGUCGCAGAAGGGGGAGGAGAGGAAGAGAAAUCAAGCGCAUUGGAGACGCCACCCAUCGUGCGAACGGGCUUUGCGGGGAGCGGCGGAAGGGAAAGAUGACGCAUCGGAGCAACGGAAACCGGACUUUAUGAAAGAAUAAAAGAAGCAUAGUGUAUUUGACGAUACCCAGACACGUACCAGACUGCGGCAUGGUGCGUGUAUACAAAUAAUCGAUUUUUGCUUUGGUGUUGAAGCUAUGCCCAAACGCCCUUCUUCAUCUUUCACGCAGCAAGCGUGUGCAACG